GUAUUCAAUAGUGGUGAAGAUGCGAGACUGGCUGUGGAGGCAGGAGUAGACGCCAUCUGGGUGAGCAACCACGGAGGCCGACAGCUGGACACAGUGCCAGCCACAAUCGAGAUGUUGCCGGACAUAGUGCGGGCAGUUAGGAGUGCAGUCGCUAAGAAGAAAGGGGGUGCUGGUUCAUCGGGAGUGGAAGUGUUUGUGGACGGGGGAGUGCGCACUGGCACAGAUGUGCUCAAGGCACUAGCACUGGGUGCCAAUGCUGUAUUCAUAGGACGGCCAGUGUUGUGGGGACUCGCUUGUGGGGGCGAAGAGGGAGUAUCAAGGGUGCUUGAGAUCCUAAAUGAGGAAUUGAGAUUGUCCAUGGCCCUGUCUGGAUGCAGGACACUCAGUGACGUCACAAAAGACCUAGUCAGACACCAGAGCUCAUUCUCUAACCUAUAGAACAGAGAGAGGACUGGACCAGAAAAAUAAGAAACUAACCACCCAGAGUAAAGUGGAGAAAAUAAAAACCGACAAUCAAAACAGCUGGACUUGCGAUAUGGCAUCAUCUUGAUAUUAGUUUUGUAUAGUGAACGAUCGGAUCAUUUUCAUUAUUAGGGUCUGCGUUGUCUCGUCAAAAUAAUAUAUUAUCGCUUUGAAAA
This is a messenger RNA of Symsagittifera roscoffensis, 638 nucleotides long. RefSeq names its product 2-Hydroxyacid oxidase 1-like. The annotation marks the transcript as partial. The record is from RefSeq and is a predicted model, not a curated record. The transcript is spliced from 2 exons. Gene Ontology annotation, molecular function: oxidoreductase activity. Lineage: Eukaryota; Metazoa; Xenacoelomorpha; Acoela; Convolutidae.